AUGUCGAGAUACAAACUUUAUUUUUUUAAUGGACGUGGUCGUGCUGAAGUCUCCCGUUUAAUAUUUGCUAUUGCUGGUCAAAAAUAUGAAGAUAUUCGUUAUGAAGGUUCUGAAUGGCCAUCAUAUAAAGCUGAAAUGCCUUUACGUCAAAUGCCUGUCCUAGAAUUUGAAGGCACAAAAUUACCACAAUCAUUAUCUAUCGCUCGAUUUCUUGCUAAACAAUUUAAUUUGGCUGGUAGAGAUAAUUUUGAACAAGCCAAAGUUGAUGCUGUUGCUGAUACAAUUAGUGAUUUGUUAGGAAAAUUUAUUCCACCUCGUUUCGAAAAAGAUAAAACAAAAAAGCAAGAACUUAUGAAAAAAUUCUUUGAUGAAAAAGUACCUAAACAUUUACAAAAUCUGGAUGUUUUAGGUAAAUUAUAUGGUAAUGAUGGUCCAUUCUUUGUUGAUAAUCAUUUAACAUGGGCAGAUUUGUUAUUCUAUGAUAUAUUAGAAACUCUUCUUGGAAUAGAUGAAAAUUGUUUAAAUAAUUAUCCAUGGUUAAAACAAAAUCGUGCAGAAGUUGAAAAACAACCAAGAAUUGCAGAAUAUCUCAAAAGUCGUCCGAAAACACCACAUUAA
Rotaria sordida is the source of this 618-nucleotide messenger RNA. NCBI's taxonomy places the organism in Eukaryota, Metazoa, Rotifera, Eurotatoria, Philodinida, Philodinidae. The record is from the annotation of a GenBank genome assembly.